AUUUUCUGAAGAGCAUGGGGAAAUGAUUAUUGGACAAAAGUAGAAUAAAACCAUGAGAACCAGGCUGAUCAAAACUACAGUAGCACAGAUACUAGUGGCCGAAGAUACCCAGGGUAGGAGUCCAGGCUGGAGUUGUUUGGGUUGUGGCGCGGUGUGUCUCAUUGAGGAUAAGUCCAUUCACUCCCACUUUCUGCGUCUGUACUGUGUCAAGCGUGCCACGUUACUGUGGGAGCAGGAGCUGUACAUUCCAUUCAAGUACACUGCAACUCGCGCAUUCUUCCAUACUUUCCCUGCAGAUAGCCACCAGGUAGGCCUUAACUUUGCGGAAGAGACUGAGGCAGAGGCGUUUCAUCUGGCGGUGGAGGCUGUUCAAAGGAACCAAGAAAUGAUGAUCACAAUGAGAGGAAUAACAAAUUCUGAGAACGAAAACAAGUCGACAAGUGAUCCACCUGAUUCAGGAAUGAAGCCACUUCACCAUUUGGACAAAGAGCAACAUUUCCCCUUUUCACCAUCCACAACAGUUACACCAACCACCAGUUCAAUGUCUAAGGUUCCUGAUGCUGCUAUGAGGAGGCUGUUGAUUCAUUCAAGAUUCAAUGAGAAUGACCUGAGAGAUGAAGACAUUGCUGAAGCUGGUGACUUCAUCCUCAACCAAUUUGACAGACCAAAGGCUGUGCAGAAAGAGCAGAGGAACAGAGGCCCAGUAUCACAGACAUUGCCGAGAGCUGCAGGGGCAUCCAUCUCCCUUGCUCUGAAGAAAGGACCUUUGCCACCGGUUCCCCCCAUCAAAGGCAGCAACACCUCCCAGCAUACACCACAGUACACAGAUCCACAACACCAGAGUCCGAGUCCUUUUCAGAUUCCUCCUCCACCUUCUAUGCCUGCUCCAGUUCUCCCAGAGAGAAUCAGAAGGAGUGGAAGUUUCCAACCUGUGGACUCCAGAAAGAGGUGACCGUAUUCUGACUGCAAUGAGAGAAGUGUUCAGACAAAAGCAGCAGCUCCAGAUGGGUACAGGUGGAAGUCAUAUGAAGCUGGACCCUAACAGUGACGGGCACCUUUAAAGAAACUUUGGUUUCAACUUUGCUAUGUACGAUGCAUUCAUUAAAAA
Anarrhichthys ocellatus (wolf-eel) is the source of this 1108-nucleotide messenger RNA. Its product is annotated as neural Wiskott-Aldrich syndrome protein. Lineage: Eukaryota; Metazoa; Chordata; Actinopteri; Perciformes; Anarhichadidae. The coding region runs from base 53 to 952 and encodes 299 amino acids. The record is from RefSeq and is a predicted model, not a curated record. The transcript is spliced from 9 exons.